UUCCAAUGCCCACCUGCGGUCACACCAAUAAUUUGUAAACAAACAAAAAUGGAAUGCGUUUUGGACGAAGAGUUACUGGCCAACAUAAAAUGCAGUGACCAGGAAGAUGGAGACGAAGAGGACGAAAAGAUGCAGUUGGAGGAGCAGGUGCCGCCUCCCGAAUCUGUUGACCAGGAUGCCUCCUUCAAUGGGGAGGACUCCGAUCCGCUUCAGGAAACAGCAGCCCCCUGCAAUUUUUGCUGGGUUUUCGAGGACAGCGAUGUGCUGAUUACUGAGGACCAACUGGCGGACAUGGUGCUGAAAAAGGAGGACUCCUUCCGCCCUGCCGCACCAAAGCGAGGCCGUGGUCGUCCAGCCAGCAUCCCCGGAAACUAUAUAUCCUCCCGUGGUCAAGUAUGGAGCGUUACGAAGGAUGCCCAGGUGUUCGGAGAGGACCUUCCACUGCUGGGACAGCAGGCAAGUGGCAAGGGUCCCGCCCGCACGGUUUCCAAUGCCGUGGAGGCAUGGAUGCUACUAUUCGACGAUGAUAUGCUGCGAUCUUUGCUCCGCCAUGCCAACGAACAAAUACGGAAGAGGAGGACUCCCACAAGUGUCCAUCGACCCCUAGACGUUGUGGAGUUGCGAGCAUUCCUUGGCCUAAGCUACCUCUGCGGGGUAUUCCGCAAUGCCCGUUAUAGUGGGCCUUUGGAGGAGCUUUGGACCAUGGAACUGGGAAAUGCUAUAUUCCGGGCAUCCAUGACACUCACUCGAUUUGAGACCAUUUCCCAGUGUUUGGCGGGAAAUUGCGGCUGGGCCGAGGGUCAAAAACUGUGGCAGCGGUUGCUCAUCAAUUGUCGAUCCUACUACGGCUGCAGCAGUUGGUUGGCCGUGGAAGAGACCUCUUGCUCGGUGGCCAAGUCACGCAUGACCCUCUGUUGCGAUGCCAGAACACUGUUCAUGGCCAACGCCGUGGUGAGCAGGAGCCAGAGAUGUCCGGAAAAGGAUGUUGAGCAACUGAUAUGUGAUUUUAAAACCACCGGAAGAAAUGUGACGUUGGGAGCACGGUACCUAAAUUUAACGCAAAGCGAAAAGCUGAGGCAGCGACAAAUAAGCUCUCUGGGAUUACUCGACUCCACUUCUCCAGAUUGGCCUCGACAGUGGCCAUCGGAUUCCACCUUAUAUAGUGGCGCCUCCAAGAUUGUCCCCUACGACGGCGAAGCGAUUUUCUGCUGCGGUCUCAGCUCUCAAGUGGAUGUACUCCAGGCCUUUCAGCAAACCUCAAAUGCUUGCCAACAAUUCCAUGAACUUUCGCAACGCUUUAGCACUGCCCACGCCACGCCCGCAUCUCUAAGGGAGCAAGCUAAUCCCUUCCUGGAACUACUCCAUUUUAUACUCAAUGCGGCGGCUGUAAAUGCUUGGAUUCUCUUUCAACUUUCUUCCAAAGGCGACCCGGAAAUGGAGCAGCGUGACUUCCAGAGGCAGUUGGGUCUAUUCCUUACACAGCAGCGAUUACAGCGACAGCUUCAGCGAAAAUCUACCAGCACUUCGCUCGUGAUGCGACUGCAGAUUUGCGAGAUUCUGGGUCAAUCCAGCCAGCGACUGCUCAGUGAGGCGACCGGCGAGGCCCAGUUAAACCAUAGUGUGGGUGUCCUAACGCCAGACAAGAUGAGCCUACCCGUAGGCGUUAACCUGGCCAGUCGCUAUGGAGAGAAGCAUCGCCGGUGCAAACCGUGUACUCGGAAUAAACGCGGUACGAAAUCCCGAACGAGAUGCCAACAGUGCCUUCAACAUCGAUGCGGCAACCACCUUAUUUCCCGCUGCUACGAAUGCGUGGGCAUUCUUCCAGGCCAACUACCCGAGGGCAACAUGCGCGACGAAGACGGCAGUUAAAUACGGAUAUUAAAUAACAUUUAAUCAAGA
Drosophila ficusphila is the source of this 1899-nucleotide messenger RNA. RefSeq lists its product as uncharacterized. The coding region runs from base 49 to 1869 and encodes 606 amino acids. Lineage: Eukaryota; Metazoa; Arthropoda; Insecta; Diptera; Drosophilidae. The transcript has a single exon. The record is from RefSeq and is a predicted model, not a curated record.